Symbiodinium necroappetens is the source of this 4765-nucleotide messenger RNA. Lineage: Eukaryota; Dinophyceae; Suessiales; Symbiodiniaceae. The record is from the annotation of a GenBank genome assembly.
GAGUGUGCUGAAAGUUUUCCAUCGGUGGUCCGAUGAAGAUUUGAGCACCAAGCAGCAGCCGGAUGUCUGUUUCCGAGAUGCUUUUAUCAGCACCGUAGAUGGCAAGCUACAACAGCUGAAGAAAGAUGCACGCCACGGAUGCUACGUGUCGGUUCCGGCACAUCUGCUGUAUCAGCCAUCGAUGGAAUCUCGGCGCCGGUAUGCCGGCAUCCUCUUGUCAGCCUUUGCCGGCAGCAAUGGCUUGAAGGUAUUGCUUGACCAGUGUGCUUUGACAGUAGCAAGGGCACGCCAGCCCGACAUCCUUCACAUGGUAGUCGGCCCAGGUCAGGACGGGAAGACGUUGGUUUUCGUGGAUCACAUGCGUGCAGUCUUUGGAUCGGGUUUUGGAUGUGCGCCCUCCAGCAUGCUGCAAACAGAACGCGAAUUCCAACAACAAGGGUCGAACUUUAUACAGUGUUGCUACUUGGUGUUUGACGAAUGUCGCCGAGAACAGGGCUUGAUAGAAGACUUGGUAAAGGUCUUCGUCGGAGGCGGGUGGUUGCCUUUGCGUCGCAAUCACGAGGCUGAAACAAAGUACGCCCAUUGGGCCUUCGCUGGCAAGGCGUGGUGCCUAAAUGUUGGGGACAUUCCGUACCUUCCCACAUCGCAGGAGAUCUCUCAUGCCCGCAGGUUCCGCUGCACCUUCAUGCGGAGUCACUUCACAAGCAACGUUGCGGAUGUCGACCCGGAUCGGAAGGUUUUCAAAGCCGACCCAAGUGCGAAGGUCUUCAUGGCUUCCGGAGAGGCAGUCUGGUGUUUUUAUCAUGACUUCUUGUUCCCUCACCUGCGGAAGUUCGGUAUCCACGCCUGCAGCAAUGCUUUGGAAUAUGGCACUGGGUCUGCGAGCACGGCAAAGGAUUCUGAAUGGCUCUUGAAGCGCAUGAACCGGAGCACGGACGCCUGUUGUCCGGAAGAUCUCGAGUGCCAGGGCACCUUUGACCAGAAAGAGAAGCAGCGCUCUACAUCUGAGAAGAUCGUUAGAGAAACGCACAAUGUGGUUGAUCAGGCGGAUGUAAACCGGCUGACUGUACCGUCUAAUCCCGGUGCAGUGGUCCCAAAAGGUGGCAAGGCACAGGCAGCCGGCAAAAAGCUUCGCGUGGACUUCCUGAAGGAAUCGAUUCAACUCUUCCCGAACCUUAUCCGGAUCGUGGCCGGUCAAACUCGGCAAGGUGUGUCGUUGGACCGUUUCCAACGUCGGCAGAUCGACGUUGCUGACUGGGAAAGGACGCUGGAGAAGGUAGCGCAGGAGUCACAGGAGGCUUCAGUGUCUCAUGUGUUUGGUGGUUGGGAUGCUUGGCCUUGGCGGCCCGAAAGUGAGCAAUGGCAGGAUCCAGAAGAAGGCCUGCAAACCUUGCCUCAGGGUGAAGCUUGGUCCUUGGUUUGCCACGUCGAUGUUGCAAAGCUUCGGCGUUAUCAAGAUUUGCAGAUCGACAGGCGGCCAGAACAGUUGCAGGCAUUCUUGUCGUCCUUGCCCGAGGAUGCCAGCAGUAGCGCCGCAGGCGUGACUGCAGUGACCAUCGUUGGGCACCAAAAGAUUCUUGAUGACAAGUCCGUCGGAAGAGUUGCAUUUCCAUGGUCAAGCCUGCCACACUUGACUCGCGAAGCGCGGGCGGCGGCUUCGCCAGAGGGAUCUCGUGAGUUCGACAUGCCCAAUGCAGUCGUUUUCUUUGCUUUACAGAUUGGCAAAGAGCUGAAUGUGGAUCUCCCUGCGUUCGCACGUUAUUCGGCGCACAAGGCCUUGUGGAGGAAAGCUGUGAUGCAGUGGCUGGGCAUGUCGAUGCAUGACGCGAAGAAGACGUUGCUGCGUGCGGUGUUCGGGUUCGCUUCCUUGUCCGCUUCUGGGGGGAAGAUGUCUUCAUGUCCUUUGCUGGAUGCUCUGGCUGUAGACGGGAACAAGCUUAAGCAAGCACUUGCAGACAAACAUCCCGGUCUGGUCAAAGCUCUGAAAGCUGCUGGAAAGAAGAGGCCAGAGACGUCCACGAUGGCGUACAUCUUGUUUGACCGGGAGAACACAUACUUGCAAGACUUCGCGAGCUUACUGCCAAAGCACGGGUACCACAUGGUCACUCCUGUGUACGAUGCGGUGGUGGCCGUGCCUGCGCAGGGACAUGACGUCGAUGCCUCACAGGCGGAGCAAGAUUUGCUGGAUGAGUUUGACGUCAAAUGCGGUGUGCGCAUGCAGGCGUCCACCGUGCAGGUUGCUGUCAAAGAUCGCAACAUCGCGCACAUUGUGGAGCAGCUGUUGGCGACUGGGAAAGGCAUGAAGUUGGAGGAUGCGCAGGAAAAGGAGGUGUUGCCGGGCAUGGGCAUGUGCAUCCCGCAAGCACUCAUCAACCUCUUCCCGACGAUGGAAGAAGACUUGAGAACAGCUUUCGAAGGCUCGGCGGGACCAUUCUCAUACCGAGAAAUCAUGGAGCGGUGCGGGAGUGUGAACAUUGAGCCCAUCCACUUCGAGGACAGAGCAGGUGUCGGAGAGGAAUCAAGAUAUCUCCUUCAUGAUGCCGAAGCAAACUGCCUUUCUCAGUGUGGGCAUUGCUACGGUGUGGUUGCAGGCCCAUCCGGCUUGAUCCUGUGGACUUCCCAGCAGAACGACAGCGUGCAGUUGAGUGCAAGACUGUUCUGGGAGCAUGCCCGGCAAAUUACGGGAGUGAAACUGUUCAGGGUUGAAUGCAAUGCUGCGGUUGCCGCCCAGCGCAAGCGAAAGCGCGCACAGCCAAUGCCCAUUGCAGAGCUCGAGCUUCGUGCAGGCAUGGAUCUUGGGGAAGACAUGAUGGCCGUCAUUCGACAUCAAAUGGCAGAAGAGGUCAAGGCAGAAGCCUCGCGCUGGGGGCUGAUUUGUCUAUGUUUGCAAGAUGCGGUAGGCCUAGCCGCCGACAAAGACAACAAAUGCCGCUUGUGUCCUUUCCGAACUUUCCAGCGGAGAUCGCGGACCUUGGAGCAUGUGGAGAAGUACCAUGUUGCUGCACGCCAGGUGCAGAUUGCAUCGUGGUAUCGAUCGGUCCUGUCAGUUGCAAGCAGAGGGACGGUGCGUGUGAUGCGCACGUGGCAAGCCGGUGAUGAAAGUUGUGAUUUGUUGUCGACGGCCGCUGACUUGAUCGCUUCCUGGGUGAGUCCGGAUGCCGACACCCUUGCAUGUUUGAAGAAGCAGAACUCCAUUGAUCUGGUUUUGCUUUUGACCGGCAGCGGCCCUCAGUAUGUUCUCAAAGGGCAAACAGCAGAAGCCAAGCGCCUGAACAAAGCCAUCUACUACCAGAAGGGCUUCGCUGAUCUAGUGCUCGCCAAAGCUUUGCGGCAUCGCGGGAAAAUCCACGCCAUGUUCAACGACAUCACAGCGGAAUGGGUUGCUCGAGGUUGUCAGUGUUCGUGGCUCGGAUGUCGCCGCCGGGACAGUCGCACGGAGCUUGUGCAGGAGGUCAUGGACCUCCCGUAUGUGCAAUCUCUUCGGGGUCGUCUCGUUGAUGCUGCCACAAGCAAACAGGAGUGGAUCGUCUGCAGCCACGAUGCCACCUAUCAAACCCUGUUUUCAAUCAUCGGGCAGCGGCCCAUGCAGCAGCGGGCCGGAGAAGCACAUGCGCUGCACACACUCAUUGGUCGCUCUGGCGCGGUGCCGGGCUUCAGCUUGCAAGCGACGGAAGGCUGCGCAUGCUUCCGGAACGCAGUGGCCGAGAUCCUCCCUUUAGCUGCACGCAGAACCGUGCGUUUCCUAUUCAGUGACUCUCCGGAGUCGGUCGAGGGGGCCACGGACGUUUUGCCAGCUCUGGAGGGGGUUGCGGAAGACCCUCUGCAUUUGGUGCUGCGUGUUGAAGCGUGCACUGGGGAGCGCCGCACGACGUGCUCUGCGGCGUUGUUGCGUGUUCAAAUGAAAUUCCGGUGCCCAGAAGCAGGAGCGUUCUAUCAGGGAGAACGGGUAGCAGAUCAGGAUGCGUGGGACGAUGUAAAGGCACGUGAUUGGGCGUCUAUACAGUCGCCAGAGUAUCUUCAAAGCGCGUACUCCUGCGAUCGACAGUAUCUGGAGGACCUCCGUGCAGUAUGUCAGCAGUUUCCCGAAGAAAUGAAGCGUAAAGACCACAAAGGGAGGACGGUGCUGCAGAUAAUUCAAGCCGGCGGGUCUGGUCGCCACUUCCGUUAUUUGUUGAACGGUUCACAUAUCCUUGCCAAGUUGAAGGACAUCCUGCCUGCAGCCGACAUGCAGUUGCUGAGUUUCGGUACUUGUAGCAACGAAGCCUUGCAUGCCCAGUUGAAGUCGUCCCAAGAGGUCAUCGUUCAGCAGCACCUUGAAGUGGUGCCGUUGCACUUGUCAGCAUUCUCUCUCGGAAAAUUGCUGGCCCACCAUGCCGCUGCCUACUUCCCGACCAUUGCACAGCGGCGAGAGUCAGAGAUCCUGUCAUUGUUGCAGGGUCGAAUUGUUGCUGGGCUCCUGCCAGCACUGAGCCGGGAGGAGGAAAGAGUGCUGAGGACCAGGGAGGAUCUUCGCAAGCCUGUCCAUGAUUUGGAUUCCAGCAAAGUCCAACGGCGGCAGGCUGUUGCAGCGAGGCAGCAGUCAAGUUGGCAGCGUGAACAAGGGAUCCGGAAGGAGAAGCGAAACAGAAGGCAGGUGACCGGCGUGCAUGGGGCAACGACAAAGCGCACCAUUUUCACCAAGAAGAAGCCAGCCGGCAUGAUGUGGGAGAUUUUGUUUGUUGAAAUGUUGGGCUUGCAGGGGGGCAGUGAGGUGGUUGGUUUUUGA